This is a messenger RNA of Dreissena polymorpha, 1750 nucleotides long. Its product is annotated as calmodulin. Gene Ontology annotation, molecular function: calcium ion binding; enzyme regulator activity. The transcript is spliced from 5 exons. Bases 258 to 707 code for a protein of 149 amino acids. NCBI's taxonomy places the organism in Eukaryota, Metazoa, Mollusca, Bivalvia, Myida, Dreissenidae. The record is from RefSeq and is a predicted model, not a curated record.
UAAAGCGAAGUAGUUCGUGUUUACUAAAUUAUAAGCUGAUAUAUUCCGCAUUGUCUGAUACUGUGCUUUAAACUUGUUUCUUUCGCAGAGAUAUUUCAUUGAAAGAGGGAACUUGGCUGUGAACACACAUUGAACAUUCGUAAUUCUUCGUGUCUGAAGCAGCCGCGCAUUUAUACACUCAGCAUCAACAUCCUGAAUUUCGGCCUGAAUUUCCUGACAUCGGUGAGAGUGUGAAAUUACUGUGAAGAAUAUCCAAGAUGGCUGACCAAUUAACUGAAGAACAGAUUGCAGAAUUCAAGGAGGCUUUCAGCUUGUUCGACAAAGAUGGCGAUGGCACUAUCACCACAAAGGAAUUGGGAACAGUCAUGAGGUCUUUAGGUCAAAAUCCGACGGAGGCAGAACUUCAAGACAUGAUCAACGAAGUUGAUGCUGAUGGAAAUGGUACAAUAGAUUUCCCUGAGUUUUUGACAAUGAUGGCACGAAAAAUGAAGGACACUGAUUCAGAAGAGGAAAUUCGUGAAGCAUUCCGUGUGUUCGACAAAGAUGGCAACGGUUUUAUCAGUGCAGCAGAGUUGCGCCAUGUGAUGACCAACCUUGGUGAAAAGCUUACAGAUGAAGAAGUAGAUGAAAUGAUUCGAGAAGCAGACAUUGAUGGCGAUGGUCAAGUAAACUAUGAAGAAUUCGUAACCAUGAUGACCUCCAAGUAACUUCCCCAUCAUUUUUCCUGUUUCUGUGUGGUACAAAAAAGGCCCUGGGCUGACCGUGAACAUGUUCUCCUGUGAAAAGCGCUCUACCUACAGCAAGAUAAAGAGGAAUAAUGCACUUUGAGAAGAAAUGCAGGAGCAUUUUUGCAGUUACAAGUCCUUGUGUUGUAACGUGAACAUCUUUUUUUGUGCAAGUAAACAAUACCUUUUUCUCGAUUUUGUACUUGAUCUUUGACUUGCAACUUAAUACUUUAUUGAGAGAUAUUCAAAGAGGAGGACUACAUGUGUGACGUCUGUGCAUUUUAUGUUAUGGAGAAUGAACGGAUUUUAAUGAUGCUCAUAUAAUAUGUUUAUGUUUUGUGAUAAUUAUAUUGUAUUAAUUAUUUGUACAAUUAGCAUUCCACUUCGUCCUCAAUUAUUGAGAAGACAUUGAUUAAGCAUAACCUAACAUGUAUCAUUUAGAUUAAUUUUUGCAAUAUGUUAACAAAAAAAGUAUUUUGACAAUUAUAAGUUAUAAUUUUAGUAUAUUGAUGUAACGUUUACACCACAUAACGGUAAUUUCGUUUCAAGAAAUACUAACUUUGACUGGGAUAAUUGAUAGCGCUUUGAGGGAAUGUUUUGAACUUACUUUCAUUAAUGUCGAACGUAUUAAUAAAUUAAAAACCUUCGUAUUGGAAACCAACUGUUAACUCCUGUGCACCAUAAUGUUUUCACUAAGAAUGAGAAUAUCGAACAUGAUCGUACAUUGGAUUGUAUAAAUAGUACACCAUAUUUUUGUUGCAGUCUGUUGUGUUUGUAGAGUGUACCAAUGCAUCAUUACCUCCAUUCUCCAGUGUGCCGUCUGCUUGAUGUUCCGUUCACACUGUACAGUCAUAUUUUAACAUAAGCUUCUUGCAUGUAGCAAACAUAACACCAUUACAACAUUGUGUUGGAAUCCUUGCAUUGUUUACAAAAUCAUCUGUUCAUCGACAUUUUCUAUUUCCUGUCAAUUUUUUUAUUGUUCUGGAUGUAUAAAUUUGCUUUGAUAAAAGAUCUGGUAAACUUCA